Molecule: messenger RNA, 504 nt
Organism: Aspergillus puulaauensis
Lineage: Eukaryota; Fungi; Ascomycota; Eurotiomycetes; Eurotiales; Aspergillaceae
Exons: 1
Coding region: 1-504 (167 amino acids)
Source: RefSeq, a predicted model, not a curated record
AUGCGGCGCGGGUGUGCAAGGCAAAGUCGCACUCUACCAAUUAUUAUAUGCAAGCGCGGUGGACCAACGAAUCCAGAUGUUCCUGCAAUCGUGGCCGAUGGGUAUCAAUGGGCCAAGUAUAAUCGCGCACAACCAACUCUUUUGAUCCUCUAUCCCAAAAUUGACCAACUUGGCAGACGAUGUGCCAUCGUCUCAACUAAUGGUCUGGCAUCACCGGCCAUGCGUGCGAUUUCUGUGUCCUGUAUCUUUGUGGACGACUCUGGAUCUUCUAACGCAAUUUGCAAACUGCAAAUGAAGGUGUGCGCGCGGCAAAUUUGUGCGCGAUCUCAGUUCUUCGCAAUAAUGUUGGCCAUGGUCUCAUUUCAUUUUUCUGCGUUAAGCAGGCUUUCGGCAUCCCCGACCUGCUUGCGCUCAGAGACUUCCCUGGUGCGCAUCCGUGCGCGAAUAGCUCCUAUAUUCAUUGGCGUCAAUCCUUGGGAUGGCGCUGGAUCGGGUUCCGAAUAG